This is a messenger RNA of Lathyrus oleraceus (garden pea), 2034 nucleotides long. Lineage: Eukaryota; Viridiplantae; Streptophyta; Magnoliopsida; Fabales; Fabaceae. The record is from RefSeq and is a predicted model, not a curated record.
UUUCAUCAUCUAAACUUUUAACUAGUGAAAUACAAAUCAUGGCUACCACUAUCAAAUCACGAUUUCCACUUUUGUUGUUGCUGGGAAUUAUAUUCCUGGCCUCUGUUGUUUGUGUCACUUAUGCCAAUUACGAUGAAGGUUCAGAACCUAGGGUACCGGCACAAAGAGAGAGAGGUCGCCAAGAGGGUGAGAAAGAGGAAAAACGCCAUGGAGAAUGGAGACCUUCCUACGAAAAGGAAGAAGAUGAAGAAGAGGGACAAAGAGAAAGAGGUCGCCAAGAGGGUGAAAAAGAGGAAAAACGCCACGGAGAAUGGAGACCUUCGUAUGAAAAGCAAGAAGAUGAAGAAGAGAAGCAGAAAUAUAGAUAUCAACGUGAAAAGGAAGAUGAAGAAGAGAAGCAGAAAUAUCAAUAUCAACGUGAAAAGAAGGAACAAAAGGAAGUUCAACCUGGACGUGAGAGAUGGGAAAGAGAGGAAGAUGAGGAACAAGUAGACGAAGAGUGGAGAGGAAGUCAACGUCGUGAAGAUCCCGAAGAAAGGGCAAGGCUAAGGCAUAGAGAGGAGAGAACAAAAAGAGACAGACGCCAUCAACGUGAAGGAGAGGAGGAAGAAAGAUCUUCAGAGUCACAAGAACGAAGAAAUCCCUUUUUAUUUAAGUCUAACAAGUUUCUAACACUCUUUGAAAACGAAAACGGCCACAUUCGUCUCCUUCAAAGGUUCGACAAACGUUCAGACUUAUUUGAAAAUCUCCAAAACUAUCGUCUUGUGGAAUAUAGAGCCAAACCCCACACCAUCUUCCUUCCUCAACACAUAGAUGCUGACUUAAUCCUUGUAGUCCUCAGUGGGAAAGCCAUAUUGACAGUGUUGAGUCCCAAUGAUAGAAAUUCGUAUAAUCUUGAGCGUGGUGAUACCAUCAAACUUCCUGCAGGAACAACCUCUUAUUUAGUUAACCAAGAUGAUGAAGAAGAUCUUAGACUGGUAGAUCUUGUAAUACCCGUGAAUGGGCCUGGUAAAUUUGAGGCUUUUGACCUAGCUAAAAAUAAAAACCAAUACUUACGAGGAUUCAGCAAGAAUAUUUUAGAGGCCUCCUAUAACACUAGAUACGAGACCAUAGAGAAGGUUCUCUUAGAAGAACAAGAGAAAGAUCGGAAAAGGAGACAACAAGGGGAAGAAACAGAUGCAAUAGUCAAAGUGUCAAGGGAACAAAUUGAGGAAUUGAAAAAGCUUGCCAAAUCAAGCUCAAAGAAAAGCUUACCCUCUGAAUUUGAACCAAUCAACUUGAGAAGCCACAAGCCAGAAUAUUCUAAUAAGUUUGGCAAGUUGUUUGAGAUUACUCCGGAAAAAAAAUACCCUCAACUUCAAGAUUUAGAUCUAUUUGUUAGUUGUGUGGAGAUUAACGAGGGAGCUCUAAUGUUGCCACACUACAAUUCAAGGGCUAUAGUUGUACUAUUGGUUAAUGAAGGAAAAGGAAACCUUGAACUUCUGGGUUUAAAAAAUGAGCAACAAGAGAGGGAAGAUAGAAAAGAAAGAAACAAUGAGGUGCAGAGAUAUGAAGCUAGAUUGUCUCCGGGUGACGUUGUUAUCAUUCCAGCAGGUCAUCCGGUUGCCAUUACUGCUUCUUCAAAUUUGAAUUUGCUUGGAUUUGGUAUCAAUGCUGAGAACAAUGAGAGAAACUUUCUUUCAGGCUCGGACGACAAUGUGAUAAGCCAAAUUGAAAAUCCAGUAAAAGAGCUUACAUUUCCUGGAUCUGUUCAAGAGAUAAAUAGACUAAUAAAGAACCAAAAGCAAUCUCACUUUGCAAAUGCUGAACCUGAACAAAAGGAGCAAGGAAGCCAGGGAAAAAGGAGUCCUCUGUCUUCAAUUUUGGGCACUUUUUACUAAGUAAUCAGUAUGAAAAAUAAUACAACACGUAUGUAUGAUGUAAGUGUUGGAUAAUAAACUAUGAAAAAUAAGGAGGAAAAUGUAUGCUGUAAGAUAUAGCUAGCUCAUAAUGAGCUAAGAAUAAAUAAAGGGUCAUGUAACUCUUGCUUAUUGA